This is a messenger RNA of Rhodofomes roseus, 4908 nucleotides long. RefSeq lists its product as uncharacterized. Gene Ontology annotation, molecular function: protein binding; guanyl-nucleotide exchange factor activity. The transcript has 8 exons. The coding region runs from base 254 to 4570 and encodes 1438 amino acids. The record is from RefSeq and is a predicted model, not a curated record. Gene Ontology annotation, biological process: intracellular signal transduction. NCBI's taxonomy places the organism in Eukaryota, Fungi, Basidiomycota, Agaricomycetes, Polyporales, Fomitopsidaceae.
CUCUGUUUAUUUGUCUCCGUUGAUGCUGUCUAUGGCAGCGCGCGCACGCUCUCAUAUGCUGAUCCUCCUGGCUGAUCUCUCCGCUCUCCUCGCCGUCCCUGCACAUUCCGCACGCUCAUUCCUCGUUCUCUGACCCCCACGUUCCGCUGUCGUUUAUGCUGGCGCUGAUACCACCUCCCUCCUCUCGCGAUCAGAUCGGGACUCGUUCGACGCACACGAACUGCCUUCCCCAUUUCCGCCUGCCAAGUCUACAAUGUCCGACGACGCACGCAUCCCCGCUCUUUUGAACGUUCUCGCAAUCCCCAAGCACGACUCGAAUGAGGACGGUCUCCCGGCAACUGGUGUGUCUCCUUCCAGUGCCUACAUCGUAGACUCGCCGUCCGUCAUGCGGCCUGCACCUUUGCCCUCGUACUCCCCAUUGCAAAAAUCUCUCGACCGCUCGGCAUCUGAGGACGAUGCUAUGACCUCAGACCCCAGCUUUUCUCAGUCGGCGCGUUCGCCUUCCUUGCCCACGUCACUACCAGACCCUUCGCAGUUCCCUGACCCAUACCCCUUUCGCCCGCCGCGUUGGCAACACGGCACCUCGACUCCAGCGCUCUCGUCCGCAGCCUCCUCCUCGGCAUCUACGCGUUCUUCCGCGUACACGAGUUCGGCGCGCUCCGGCGACUUUGGACACGUUCAUGUCGUCGGUAGUGAGGGCGAGCUGAGCGUCUCGGGCAUUACCUCGGACGACGUGGUGCAACUUCUCGCGCGCGACGCUGGGACGUCUUCCUCGAUGCCGGGCAGGCCGCCGUUUGAAGGGAGUCGGUGGUCAGAUUUGUACGCGAACAGUAUUAGAUCGCGCUCUUCUUCGGUUGGAAACAAUAGGACUGAUCCUCCGUCGGAAUCCGGCUUCCGCGCGCUGCGUGCAACGCCUAGCUUUGACAUGGGCUGGCAGGCGGUGGAUGAGCGGGAUGAAGCGGGUCUGGGUAGCGAGGGCGAAACGACCGAUGAUGAUCCGUUGUUAGACGAGGACGACGAAGCCGAAGAGGAGGAACCCACCAGUGCUAUGGUCAUUGCUGAGGAGGGCCGUGGUAUCAUAGUACGAGGGGACGAUACACCGAUAGUGAAGCUACUGGUGAAGCCAGGCACAACGCACUUGUUGAUCGGCUCAUCUAGCACGCCAAACAGCGUUCCGUCGUUCCUGAACAACACUCUGCCUCCCAUUGCUAACACAUUGCUCGCUCUGGACAUCUCUGCCAACUUCCUCGUCGCGCUGCCUCCUGCACUGGCAGCUUGCUACAAUCUCGAGGAGCUGAACAUUGCUUCGAAUCCUAUCCGCGCUCUGCCCGAGUUCCUCUCUAGGCUUACGUCUCUUCGGGUCCUUAUUGUUGAUUCGACGGGUAUCGGCACCCUGCCAGAAUCCUUGAGUGCGCUUGACAAACUUCACACGCUCAGCUUCCGGAGAAACAAGCUACAUGCUCUUCCAAGCUGGCUAUGUCUGUUACCAUCACUCGAGACACUGCUUGUCGACGACAAUCCUUUCCAAGGACCAUGGAAAGCGCUCAUGGAACCACUGUUGGCGAGGCAGCCGAUGACUCCUCUCUAUCCACCCGCCACGCCUAUGUUCUCACUCAAGUCAGCCAGCCUCGCGAGCACGUACACGGGGACGGAACCAGACGAGACCUCGGACAUGCCCUGGCAUGAUGGUGACAAUCAACUUCAAGCAGGUCAGGAAGAUGAAGACACUAUCACCGCCGCACGUGCUCCCCAUCUGGCACGCUCGGUCACUGAGCCAGUACCGGCCGCCACAGACAUGCCCUCACCAACUCUUUCCCGCACUCGCACGACACCCAAUCGUUCGUACUACGAGAAGAACCGGGCUGUGAGUCGUUCCACGAUGGCAUCUGGCGGAUCGUCGCGGCCGCCCUCGUCGAAAGGGCGCCAGGACGAGGAGGGCGCUGGGGAGUUGCGGAAGAUGAAGAGCGCCGGUGAGUUGCGACGGAACCGCUCGAACCUUGCCUCGAAGUCGGCGUCGUCGUCCCCACAGCGCGGUGCACUCUCGGAAUACGUAACGUCCGCUUCUAGCUCCAACCUAUUGAACGCUGCUUCCAUGCCGCGUGACUCCCAGGUGGUCCCUAAGCGAUUUGCCAGCCUGGGUGUAGCGUCGGGCUCGACUUCGCCUAACUCCCCACGAACGAGGAUAACGAUGGAUAACAGUUUCUGGGACAACACACCGGAGGAAGACGAGGUUCCUGCACUGCCGCCCAUGCCCAGGCGAGCUACCUUGCCCAGCAAGCAUCCCGACGCCCCCCAGCCUGAGCCGGACAGCCGCGCGCUCGCUGAUCUGCCUUCACCGCCGCCCAAGGAGGAGAAGUCCCGUCGAUGGGGAUUCCUGAAAAAGAUGUCGAUGGGGAAGAUGCGGCCAGAGCCGUCGCCUCGACUGCCUCCUUCUCUGAGUCGGCAAGGGACGCCAACCAUGCGUCCUGCACUGACCAGAGCUGCUUCCACGAACCCUGGGUCGAUUCCGCAAAUUAAUGUGCGAAUCUCGACUACAGGCGCUCUGCUCGGUAGUAACAACCAUGCGCUCCCGCCUAUACCCCCGGAGGAGUCGCUGCCUUCUAUCACCCAGGAAGAAGACGAGGACGAUGUGCCUCCGCCUCCGCCUCAGAAGCCGCCGAUCGAUGCGUUGAGGAUUCCGGCCACUCUGUCGAAUUCUACCUCUUCUUCCAGUCUCCUGGCGGCGACGCCCACUCCGCGGGCUUCGAAGCGUCGUAGUUUCUUGCCAAUUGACAUGUCGCCCAUCCCGAUCCCAGCUGCAUCCAACUUCGUCAAUGGUGUUACCGUUGCUGACGGGGUCGAGGAUGAGUUCGAGGAGGCGUCUCGAUCUGCGCAGAGUCCGGCAUCCAUAUCGAAGGACACAAUGGAGCAGCUGCAGCGACGCGAGGAGGAGCGGCAACGGGAGGCACGUAUGCGUGCUCUGCGGUCGGUCAUGGCAUACCUCAGGGAUAUGCAAGACUUGAGCUUGUCGCAAGUACCACUGCCUCCCAUACCGCCUGACCCACCCAGCGGCAUGCGCUCGAGGAGGCCGACUAUAGUGGAGAAUGGUAGAGUGACGUCGGAAGGCUCGAUCCCCUCGAUGACGUCGACUCCGUCUAUGCUUUCUUCUAGACCUGGCUCCUCUGCCGGCCUGCGUUCCGUCGAUUCGCGCAUUGGCCUUCGCAGUGGGUAUACGACGCAGACGAACAGUGUGGCCACCACGGAUAGUAGCGGUUCCGGUGAAGAGCGGAAAUACAAGGACAACAGGGCGAAGCGCUCGAGGAUCAUCCGCGAAAUUGUAGAGACGGAGCGGACGUACGUCAAGGGUCUUCAGGAGCUUGUCGACAUCUAUAUUGCGCCUGCUGCUGUCCAGGUGAACGUCCUGAGUGGCGUGAGCCAGAAGCAGGAGACUCUUGUGCCUGCUCAGGAGCGCAAGAUCGUGUUCGGUGGCUUGGAGGCCUUGUAUGUCUUCCACAAGGACAGCUUCUUGCCUGCGCUUGAGCGUGUGGCGGCUCCCUUGCUCAUCCCGUCGGAGGAUUUGGUCCUGAAUGAUGCCGAUGGUUACCUCUCUUUGGACGUCGCUACGAAGGUCGCUCAGGUCUUCACGUCCCAUGCGGCGUUCAUGAAGAUGUACUCGACUUACAUCAACAACUUCGACAACUCCGUGCAAAGGAUCAGAAUGUGGACAACGGAUAAGCCUGGGGGAUCUGGUGAGAAGACACUGUCGCCGUCUUCCAGCAGUGCACAGCUCGUUGCCCUUGGUCUGACAACGAUGACUGCUGCCACUCCCGGAGUUGUGGGUGACAAUGUACCUGCUCCGUCAGCGUCUUUGUCAUCUGGACAAAGGAAGCGGAUUAAGGCAUACCUCAAGCGCUGCCGUAUGAAUCCUCGCCACUCACAACUAAACUUGGAGGGUUAUCUACUCCUACCUGUGCAACGCAUUCCUCGGUACCGUUUGCUUCUGGAUGAUCUCGUCAAGAGCAGCCCACCGAUGUACGAUUACUUGGAUAAUCCUUUGGAGCGUGCAUAUGAGGCGAUAUCGUCUCUGGCUACGGGUAUGAACGAGGGGAAGCGAGAGUCAGAGUCACGACGAAGACUCGUGCUGUGGCAGGCACGGAUUCGGGGGAAGUUCCCCAGCCCUCUUGUGCAGCCUCACCGGCGUCUCAUAAUGGACGGUCGCCUGCAGCUCACCCGGGUCGUCCGGAAAGCCACCGUAUCCUUUGAGAUCAUUGAUUCUCAUGGUGACUCGGCAGACGUGCAGGUUGAGUGUCUGUCCCCGGAGCUGACUCCGCGGUCACUGGUUGGCAUCCUUUGCAACGAUCUAUUGGUCUUGUGCCGAGAUCCGACCGACGGGCAGGACCCUAACGCUCAUGUGGAUCUGUGGGCGGUAUUACGCAUGCAGACGUUGCCGCAGCCAGCAAGCAUUGUACACGGCAAUGCCCUGCGCCUAGUGGACAACAAGGCCAUACUGUAUUUUGAGGCGCCUUCGACAUCGGAUGCUUUGACGUGGUUUAGAGCGAUCAAUCUGCAUAUACCCGCAUCAAAAGCAUAACUGUCUCCUGUAUUCCAUUUCGCUGCUCAGCCGACUGAAUAGUCUCCUAUGCACUAACAUGCCUCUCUUCGGUCGUCCGUUCAUUGUCUGUUUUCGUGCCACUGUGUCUGCUACUGCGUUAUUACCGGCUCCUCUCAUCUACACGCUCCUUCACUGUAUUCCAGCAUCAUCCCCGUGUCUUGUGUCCUUUGCUACGCUAGAUAUCCCUCCACAUCCAUCCUCUCAUCUCACGGGCUGUGCCUUCGCAAUAUUAUUACAGUACAAUCUCUAGUAUGGGGCAACAGCUGUCUAAUAACCGUGUAUCUAUGCUUCGAAACCACAUGCGUUGUUCAGUGCGA